CAUACGGCGGCGCGCGCGGGUGCCACUGCCACGGCCCACGGGAAGGGAGCCGCGCAACUGCACUGCACAUGACACGGUCACGCGCGCACGCGCCGCGCCGUCAGCCCCUCGCGCGGGGCGCGGCCGGCGGCUCCUCCCGCCUGCCCGCUCGCUUCCUUCGCUUCGCUUUCGAUACGCUCUCUCUCGUCCCCGCGACGCAAACCUUUAUCCUCUCGCCCUCGGCCGUCGCGUCGCGUCGCAGCCCAGCCACGUGAGGCUAGCGCCCUAGCCCCCCCGCCCGGUCGCUUGCGUUUGCGUCGCGUCCUCUCGGAUAAAUACCGAGGGGCAAACGGCCCCGCUUUCCCUUCCCUCUCGCUCGCUUUCCCUUCACGCUCGCCGAGAGGAAAGGCGGCCGGGGAGCGCGCGGCACGGCGGAGCGGUUCUACGCGCCUGACGUCUUACUCUUACUACGCCCUUCUCCGCCGCCUCCUCGCCCCCUCUCCCGGCGGUUCAGGGGCUUCGAUUUUUGAAGGAGCCUAUUUCCUGUUCCUGUCAUGGGUUUGGAACAUUUGACGAAUUCAGCUAAUCCUUCAUCAGGUUUCGCAUUUUACGGAAAUGAAGCAAUGGAGGAAAUGAAAAGGCUACAGGGUCUGAGAGCAGAAACACUGAAGGAAACCUGCCAAAGCCCAGAAAGUAGAGAUGGAGCGAUCAGAUGUCCAAUUCCAUGUAAAAGCAGCAGAUGGUAUAGGGAUCGUGAGCUGAGAGCUGCACAAGAUCUUUCUGAUUUCAUUCUGAGCAAGGCUUCACCUCCGUACUUCAUGGGGUCUCCGCCAGUUCGUGCAACCAAUCCUCUUGUUCAUGAUGCCCAAUUCUGUGCAUGGAAGGUGCAAGGUGUUGAUCAGUCUAUAGGAAUUCCUAUACCGACCAAGGGCUACAAUGCUCGCUACUGUGGCACAAAAGGAUCUAUUACGAAGGCUUGAAGCUAUAUUUAUCAGUUUCAUGGCCUCUCAGUGACGUAGUUGUAACUCUGCUUCUCCCAGCAAGGCUAACUUGUACAUAGAGUCAUCGUGCCUUUUGAAGGUGUGAAAUGUCUCAUUUGAGUGUUUAGAGAAUGUCAUCGGCAGUGUUGUAAAUAUCUUUUUGCUUAGUUUUUUUUGGUUAAUGGAGCUAGUUUUGGUGAAUAAGCACUUGUAAAUUUGUUGAGAAAUGAGGUAACCAGAACGAAAAUGUUUGCCUUUCUUCA
This is a messenger RNA of Panicum hallii, 1222 nucleotides long. RefSeq lists its product as uncharacterized. Bases 534 to 959 code for a protein of 141 amino acids. NCBI's taxonomy places the organism in Eukaryota, Viridiplantae, Streptophyta, Magnoliopsida, Poales, Poaceae. The transcript is spliced from 5 exons. The record is from RefSeq and is a predicted model, not a curated record.